Molecule: messenger RNA, 3324 nt
Organism: Centropristis striata (black sea bass)
Lineage: Eukaryota; Metazoa; Chordata; Actinopteri; Perciformes; Serranidae
Gene: slc38a9
Product: solute carrier family 38 member 9
Exons: 15
Coding region: 336-2015 (559 amino acids)
Biological process (GO): amino acid transmembrane transport
Molecular function (GO): amino acid transmembrane transporter activity
Source: RefSeq, a predicted model, not a curated record
AGAAGAAGAACAACAACAAGAAGACGACCAUAACAGAAACACGAUCAGUCUGUCAUCAUCAGCAGGAAAUAUACUCUCAGUUUGUAAUUUCACUUCCUCUAUUGUCGGACCAGUAACAGACAUUACUUAGAUUGCGUCCUCUGUAUUUUUAUUUAUAAAUUGAAUUAUUUUUUAUAAUAUUAUUUUAUUUUAUUUAGCAUUUUAGUCCAACUUGCUGGUAACAUUUGCUGACAGAGCAGACUGAGAUGAGCUGAAGGCACCAGGAGGGACAACUUCACAGAACACUUCGUCAGGUGAUGAGAUUGAAGAGGCCUUAGCUGAAAGUCAGAGGGAUCAUGGAGGACGACUGCAGGCCUCUGCUGAGCUCAGAGCAGACUGGAGAGAGCCUCUCACACAGAGGGUCCACAGACUCACUGGACUUCAAGGCCAAAAGGCCUUUCUACGUAGAGCCCAGGAAUAUCGUAGGUGAUGACCCACAGGAGAGAGUGUCUGCUGAGGCAGCCAUUCUCAACAGCAGAGUCCACUACUACAGCCGACUGACAGGCUCCUCUGACAGACUGCUAUGCCCUCCAAAUCAUGUGAUUCCCCGGCCAGAGGAGAUCUACAUCUACAGCCCACUGGGGACAGCUUUCAAGGUGACAGGUGGCGACCCUUCCUCUAAAAACCCCAGUAUCAUCACCAUAUUUGCUAUAUGGAACACCAUGAUGGGCACAUCUAUACUCAGUAUACCUUGGGGUAUAAAGCAGGCUGGUUUCACUCUGGGGAUCCUCAUCCUCAUCUUCACAGGUCUGCUGAUGCUCUACUGCUGUUACAUUGUCCUCAAAUCACCAAAGGCAAUACCAUACAUGGACACAUCCGACUGGGAAUUCCCUGAUGUUUGUAGAUACUACUUUGGCAAGUUUGGUCAGUGGUCCAGCUUGGUCUUUUCGAUGGUGUCACUUAUUGGAGCCAUGGUGGUUUACUGGGUCCUCAUGUCGAAUUUCCUCUACAACACCGGACAGUUUAUCUACAACUAUGCUCACAAUGUCAAUGUGUCAGAUUCAACGUUUGGAACCAACGGCUCGGAUAGAGUCAUCUGUCCAUACCCAAACACUGAUCCUGGAGGAAACUUAACCCUAAGUACACUUUACCUCAGUAACAGUGGAAAUGAUACUUCUGAUGUCAGCACUUUUCAACACUGGUGGAGCAAAACCAACACCAUCCCCCUCUACCUCAUCAUUCUGCUGCUGCCUCUGCUCUGCUUCCGCUCAGCCUCCUUCUUUGCCAGGUUCACAUUCUUGGGUACCAUAUCAGUGGUCUACCUGAUUGUUCUGGUUACUGUUAAAGCUGUCCGCCUCGGCUUCCAUCUAGAGUUCCACUGGUUCGACACAACCCAGUUAUAUGUUCCAGAGUUCAGACUGCUCUUCCCUCAGUUCACUGGUGUCCUCACUCUGGCCUUCUUUAUUCACAACUGCAUCAUCACACUAAUGAAGAGCAACAAGCACCAAGAGAACAAUGUGCGGGACCUGUCUGUGGCAUAUCUCCUAGUAGGGCUCACCUAUCUCUAUGUGGGAGUGUUGAUCUUUGCUGCCUUCCCCUCUCCUCCUCUCUCCAAAGACUGCAUUGAACCAAACUUCUUAGACAACUUCCCCAGCAGUGAUGUGAUGGUGUUUGUGGCUCGGACCUUCCUGUUAUUCCAAAUGAUCACAGUCUACCCCCUGCUGGGAUACUUGGUGCGGGUCCAGAUGAUGGGCCAGAUCUUUGGAAAUCAUUACCCCAGUUUUUUCCACGUUCUGGUACUGAACAUCGUAAUUGUUGGAUCUGGUGUCCUGAUGUCCAAGUUUUAUCCCAAUAUUGGAUCCAUCAUAAGGUUUUCUGGAGCAACAUGUGGCUUGGCUUUAGUGUUUGUCUUCCCUUCUGUAGUCCACAUGAUCUCCCAGAAAAGGCAGGGGCUGCUCCGCUGGCCGUCAGUCCUCUUUCACAGUUUCCUGAUCCUGCUGGGCGUAGCCAACAUGGUGGCUCAGUUCUUCAUGUAGAGAAGCAGUCAGACGCGCAUUUUAAACCAUUCAGAAGCAAAAUUAUAUGAUGUGAUGGAGGAUUCAGAUGGGAAUCUCAGAAAUUAGCUGUAGAAUAAUGGAGUGCAUACCUGCACACUACGUAUUAUCUCACUUAUGUCGGUGCCAUGAAAAAAAAAAGCCCAGAUAAACCUAUGAAGAACCUCUGAUUCAGUGUAUGUGUGCAAUGAACUUACUGAAUGAAGAGUUAUUGUGAAGGUUAAUGUUCCUGGGGAAUAACAGAAAUCCAAUUUCUUGCUUUGAUAACUUUCUUUUAUUUUCAAUAUGCAAUACAGAAUGUGGUAUUUAUAUGAUAAAAGUUUCCUUAUAGAUAAUUGCCUUCAUAAUACUAUUGAUCUCAGACCUGUCCAAGCAAGUCACAUUGACACACACACACUGUAAGCUGUGUUAAACUCUUUGGGAUAUGGGGUCACCAAUGAGAGCUAUCACAAAACCAGGUUAUUGUAAUAAAGAUCUGUUUUUACAUAGAUGGAUAAACAGAAUCUUGGUAAAACAUUAACUUGUGUAAACAAUACCUUUGAGUAAACUGAAAAUAGUCUCAAUAGCUUAUAUAUUUUUUUAAAAUAAUAUUGGAUGGAACAUUGAAUGAACACAUGAGAGGUGUCGCUCUGGUGGUGAACCUACAGAGAAUUAUCAGCUGAUUCUGCAGCUGUCUUUAGCUUUACUGAUGUUUAUAUUGAGUUUUAUCUCAUUGUUUUUCUGUAUUAUCUGACCCACAGCUGUUUUGUUUCACUGUUUCAUGCUCUUUCACGUUUGGCCACAGCAGGCUGCCUUUUUCAGAGAAAAAACCCUCUGCGAAAGUGAAUGUUGGACUUUUGAUCAGGUGCACAGGAACACUGCUGCAAAUGAGUGGUCAUGCUGUUGUGUAACUGCUGGAAAUUUGGAACCGUUUGCUGAAGAGUUCAACAUAUCAACUAAAUGAUAUGUCAUUGUUUCGUUCACAACGUCUUUGUUAUUGGAUGUUUAAUUUUGUUACAUGUGAGGCUUUACAGCUGGAUUUUAUGAUUAUAUAGAGUUGUCAUGCUGACACUGGGUAAUCAUGUGACCAACUUUGUGAUUAUCUAAACUGUUCAUAUGUUUUAGAAAAGCCAUGUUUUGUGCAUAUGUUUUGAAGAAACAUUUGGCACAAUAUUAAUUUUUUUAAGCAGUGUUGAUGUACAUGUUUGACAUGUUUACAUGAUGCUUAGGUACUAUGUCUAAUAUGUUGUAUUUUACUAAUGAUAGGAUAGACAAAGGGAAUAUGUGCGUGAAAAUAAAUCAUAUCAGUCUG